UUCCCUGUCUAUAUAAUUUCCGCAUCGCCUGCUGCAUUUCCUUUCUUCUUCCUCGUGGCACCCACCCUUUCUUGGCUUUUCUUCUUCCAGAGGAUUUCUUGAGGCGUUCUUUUUGAAGCUGUGGUUUUUUGAGAAGAUGAAUCAUUGCAAUCUUCAGCAGAACGCCGCUGUUUCGGCCUAUGAGGAGAUGCUAGGGUUGAUCUCUAUCUCUGAUCAUCAGAAGGGAGGCUCCGUUGUUUGCCCUAAGCCUCGGCGAAUCGGGGUUCUUGCCAAUAACCCUAUCGGGCCCUUGAGAUUGCAUAUGAGUCAUCAAGCUGAAGUAAGCGAUUCGAAAGCCGGUGCUGAGCUUUUAGAUAUCAUCCUCAAGAAGGAGGAUUUCGGGACAGAACAAUCUGCAACCCAGGUAGCAUCAUCACCUCCAUUUUUUUGUGGGUCGCCUCCAAGCAGGGCUGCUAACCCGCUUGUGCAAGAUGCCCGAUUUGGUGAGGAAAGACUUGCAGCCCUUUCAACAUUGCAAAUCCCAUCCCCAUCGUCUCAAUCACCAUCAGCACGCAAAGGAGGGUGUGUUAGGAUGAAGUUUGGCCUUAAACCGGCCGCCGUUAGAGUAGAAGGAUUUGAUUGCCUUAACAGGGAUCUUCAGAAUUCCAGCAUCCCUGCUAUGGCUUAGAACUUAAUUAAAAUCAAAGUGUACAUAGAAGGAAGCUAAAUGCCACCACCAUUUCAGAAAACAAAGCAGGAUUAACAAGGAGGGAAUUUUGGAUAUUUUUGGAGAAGAGUGAGAGAGAGAGAUAAUUGCUGUUUAGUAGUGUAUAUAUGAUGUGUUUUUUGGUCAGGUAAUCUAUUCGAUUGAUAAUAGCGCUGUAAGUAGUUUGAUUGAAGGGAAAGACAAGUUUAGAUCAAACCUUGUGUUGUGAAGAAAGGUUUGAUUAUGCUGGGUUGAGCAAGGCUCAUUUUGUAAUAUAUAUAAGAUUUGGUUAGUAUGGGGGAGGGUCUGAUUGAUAUUUGUUUUUAAAGAUCACCAUGGAAAAAAAAAAUGAAAUUCUGUAUAGAUCCUGUUGGUGAUUGAAUUUUGCUCAUUUAUAUAUUAUUACUCUGUAAAUGUAUUCUGGGUAAUUGUCAAAUUUCCUUGUUCUUAUAAAUAUCAUAUUUAUGUUUGUCAUC
Theobroma cacao (cacao) is the source of this 1161-nucleotide messenger RNA. RefSeq lists its product as uncharacterized. NCBI's taxonomy places the organism in Eukaryota, Viridiplantae, Streptophyta, Magnoliopsida, Malvales, Malvaceae. The record is from RefSeq and is a predicted model, not a curated record.